This is a messenger RNA of Abrus precatorius (Indian licorice), 1191 nucleotides long. RefSeq names its product abscisic acid receptor PYL4-like. The coding region runs from base 265 to 918 and encodes 217 amino acids. Gene Ontology annotation, biological process: abscisic acid-activated signaling pathway. NCBI's taxonomy places the organism in Eukaryota, Viridiplantae, Streptophyta, Magnoliopsida, Fabales, Fabaceae. Gene Ontology annotation, molecular function: signaling receptor activity; protein phosphatase inhibitor activity; abscisic acid binding. The record is from RefSeq and is a predicted model, not a curated record. The transcript has a single exon. Gene Ontology annotation, cellular component: cytoplasm; nucleus.
UCAUCUUUUGAAAAUCCAACCCCACCACCCUCUCUCUCUCUCUCUCUCUCUCUCGUCGCCCACAGAACACUACGUCCAAGCUUGAAGCUACUACUACUACUAUAUAUAACCUUAACCACAACACUAACCAACCCCUCUUCUCUCCUUUCUCUAACUUGAUUCAUUUUUUCUUUAUAAUUGAAUCAUUUCAAGAACCUUUGAAAGUUUAACAACGCCGCAUCAUAUUGUUCACUCAUCAACCGCUAUCGUCAUUGUUUGUUUAAAAUGCCUCCAAAUCCACCAAAGUCAUCACUCCUCCUUCACCGGAUCAACCACACCGCCGCCCUCGCCAACUGCCACGACCAUCGUGGCUGUGACACUAACCUCGUGAAGCCCUUCGCCGCCGUCCCUGAUGCCGUAGCCCGAUACCAUACCCACAACGUGGCGCCAAACCAGUGCUGCUCCGCGGUGGUGCAGGAGAUCGCCGCCUCCGUCGCCACCGUGUGGUCCGUCGUGCGCCGCUUCGACAACCCGCAGGCCUACAAGCACUUCGUGAAGAGCUGCCACGUCAUCGGCGGUGACGGCGACGUCGGCACGCUCCGUGAGGUCCACGUCAUCUCUGGCCUACCGGCCGCUAGGAGCACCGAGCGCCUCGAGAUUCUCGACGAGGAGCGCCACGUCAUCAGCUUCAGCGUCGUCGGUGGGGACCACAGGCUCGCCAAUUACCGCUCCGUCACCACCCUACACGCUGCCGGCGACGGUGCCGGCACCGUGGUGGUGGAGUCGUACGUGGUGGACGUGCCACCAGGGAACACGCGUGACGACACGCGCGUGUUCGUGGACACCAUCGUGAGGUGCAACCUUCAGUCACUCGCGCAAACCGCUGAGAACUUGACGCAACGGAACAACGACACCGACGAUUACAAGUGCUGUUCCUAAUUUUUCCUUUUUAACUUUUUUUGGCUUUCACAUUUAUGAAUUUUAGCGUUAUUGUGUAUACGGUAAUUGUUAAUUAAGUAUAAUAUAUGUAUAUUGUGAUUACUGGACUGUUGAUUGUAUGAGUUGGUAUAUAUUCAAGCCAGUUUUCUCUUUAUAUUUGUUGUUAGUUUCUCAAUUUUCACUGAAAAAUUGAAAAUUUUGACAUGGGAUUUUGUAAAGUUGGUACUAUGCAUCGUUGUUGUGUUUCCGUAAAACAAAACAUAGCCUGUUGAG